Molecule: messenger RNA, 291 nt
Organism: Adineta steineri
Lineage: Eukaryota; Metazoa; Rotifera; Eurotatoria; Adinetida; Adinetidae
Source: the annotation of a GenBank genome assembly
AUGUCUACGAUCGAACUUGUUGUUUGUUUGAAUAACUGCAAAUAUCUUUUGAAAACUACUACUAAUGAGACACUUACUGAUAUAAAGAACAAUAUAAAAUCAAAAUCUGGUAUUGAUGUAAAUAGUGAAUAUUAUGUUCUUGAAGUCUAUGAUGCAGAUUUGGGUGAUUAUGUUGUUUUAACUACAGAAUAUUUAGAGGAACUGAAGAAUGAUUUAUCAACAAUGCCAAUACCAAGAUUAGAAAUUCAAGUUAAACGGUAUUAUCAAACAGGUACGAUUGAUUAUGAAUAA